Hipposideros armiger (great roundleaf bat) is the source of this 1800-nucleotide messenger RNA. It is a transcript of the gene PRH2, whose product is annotated as proline rich protein HaeIII subfamily 2. The record is from RefSeq and is a predicted model, not a curated record. The coding region runs from base 1129 to 1671 and encodes 180 amino acids. Lineage: Eukaryota; Metazoa; Chordata; Mammalia; Chiroptera; Hipposideridae. The transcript has 8 exons.
GUUCCAAGAAACACUUGUUGGAAACAGGAUCCCAGUUCAAUACUGACUACUAGACUUACGCAACUUUUAGUCUAGCAAAAUGAGAGGCUAUUUUGUUUCUUAACCUACAACUUAUAGCAUGUUGGUGGCAGUAACUGAGUAAAAAGCCCUAGAAAACAAGAAAGCAGGCCUCUCAACUGGGGGAGGGGGGGGGGCGCAAUGAAAUCAUAUGCUUUCUUCACAUUAUUCCUAGAAAUCUGGUCAGGCAAGGCUCAGAGAUUAAACACACCCCACCAAAAUACUGAAAAUUUCUCUUAAGCAUCUAGUAACUUUCCUGUUUCAAACAGAGUGAAUGACGGGCGCCCACGCCCUUAAGAAAGCUGCUUCUCCACCCACCUGCUUUGUAAGCCUGUUUAAGGCCUCACACAGGGCGUUAGUUGAGAGGUCGAAACACGUGCCAGAACCAAGAGUGAACACAACCCCUUUCUAAUGCUCUGCUCCCCAAACGCGAACGUCCCCUCUGCCUAUUUCCUUCCCUAAGUUCCAAGCCCCAAGAUAAGGAUGUUCUGAACAAACGUCAUACCCACACUUCCUACGAAGUUUUUUCAGCUGCUUGCACCGAGUGCGUUCCCACAGUCCAGGAAGAAGAAAACGGGUAGCGACUGGUAAACAGCGAAUGGUUCUUCGCAGCAGCAGGCAGAGAGGGAGGAGGACGUGGGACCAAGACCCAAGGGGAUUGCAACACCUCUUUCCCGGCACAGGGCCGACAGAAGCAUGGCGCCUUUCCCGUGCCCAUGUGGGAAGGGCGUCGGGGACAGACACCUGAGCCUCCCCAGCAAGAAGCCUUUUUCCACCUUGCCCUCCCCGUCUCCUUCCUGCGCCUCACUUUUCAAAGGAAAUCCUCUCUCCACCCAGGUCCUAAUUGAAGACUCCCAAGUCUCCGUCCCACGUGUCUGUCCCUCCCCAACAUCCACAUCCAUCCCCUACUGUGGGUCCUCUCGCCCGGGGGCCGCUCCUUUCCUAUCGCGACCGAGGCACUCUCCCCUUCGGGAACGUGCGACAGCGCCUGCCUAAGGGACCCCAAGCUACUCUGCUGGCUUUGAGCACAGUCCUGCAAAAAGUUUAAGACCAAGAGUGGUUAAGUCCAGUAUGGUAACAGAUAACGGAUGGAAAGAUGGGUUCAGAAGCAGGAGUGUGUCUGAGGUUCCUGCAGCAUCAAGAGAGAGAGACACCAUGGCUUCUACCAAGAUGCUUCUGCUCUUGCUCUCGAUGGCCUUGCUGGCCCUGAGCACAGCUCAUGACAUCAAUGAUGGUACUGAUUCUGAAGACCUACCUGAAGAGCCAGAAGUCCCUCAAGACAAAGAGGAAGAGUCCCCAGUAGAAGAUCCUGAAUCACCUAAAAACUCCUUGGCAGAAUUGCAAAAUAAACCUCAAGGUGAACAUGGAAGUCAGCAUGGCAAUAAGACCAAAGAUGGGGAAGAAGACCACGGUCAGCAGCGUGAGCGUCGUAGCCAGGAGGAACAGCAAGUCCAGGAAAGCUUAUUGAGAAGAGGUGGAGGAGAUGGCCAAAGAGGCCAAGGUGGUCAACGUGGCCAAAGAGGCCGAGGUGGCAGAGGUGGACAGGGUAGAUCUGGCGGCCAGAGAAUCCAGCGUGGAAGAGAUGGCCAAGAUGGUCAGCGAGGUGGCCAAUGACAAGGAAAACCAACUAACGAUGGCUUCCAGUGAUUCCUUAGAAUUGAUAGAGAUCAACUGGGGACCAUCAGCUUUUCAGUAGUGUAAACUUCUUGGCCCUUCCUUUCCAACUUUAAAUCAUCAAUAAAG